GUUCAGCCACUCAGCCAGGCUGACUGGCGGCUUUUGUACGUUUCGUGCGGUGCCGGGGUUUCGUAAAAAAAACCAUCCGUGUGGAUCACAACUUGGUAUAAAAGUCUUGAAACAAUCAUCAGUACGCACGCCGCGAAAGUAACGGAAGAGAAAAUUAAAAGUUCCCACAUCGGAAGAUAUGAUGCAUCAGCAGCAACACCACCACCUCCAACGACCCCGCCGACGCUGCGAAGGCACGGCCAUGGGUGCAAUCGUGCUCGAUCUCCGUCCAGGAACCGGCAUCGGUCCCUUCUCUCUUGGGAUGCCAAUAUGCGAAGCAUUUGCUCAAAUAGAGCAGCAGCCCGAUAUCUAUGAUGUUGUCCACGUGAAGUACUUUGACGAGGAACCUCUUAAACUGGAUAUCGUUAUAAGCUUUCCGGAUCAUGGUUUUCAUCUUCGUUUCGAUCCUUGGUCCCAGAGACUACGACUUAUCGAAAUAUAUGAUAUCAAACGGCUCCAAAUGCGCUACGCCACUUCCCUCAUUGGGGGCCCAUCCACUCUUGCUACUUUUGUAGCUGUAUAUGCACUUUUUGGACCAACAUUUCCUGGAAGUUAUGACAAAGACAGAGGUGUCUACCAUCUAUUCUAUCCAGGGCUAUCCUUUGCAUUUCCAAUACCCAGCCAGUAUAAAGAUUGCUGCCAUGACGGAGAAGCGGAACUACCUCUAGAGUUUCCGGAUGGAACUACUCCUGUUACUUGUCGUGUCUCUAUAUAUGAUAGCUCAACAGACAAAAAGGUCGGUGUUGGGUCCUCAAUGGAUAAGGCAACUGCUCCUCCAUUACCUUCUGGAAGCUUUUACAUGGAGGAGGUGCAUGUUGAGCUUGGUGAGGAAAUAUAUUUUUCGGUUGGGGGCCAGCAUAUUCCAUUUGGUGCUUCUCCACAGGAUGUGUGGACUGAACUAGGCCGUCCUUGUGGAAUCCAUCAAAAGCAGGUAGACCAAAUGGUUAUUCACUCUGCUUCAGACCCUCGGCCAAAGACAACUCUUUGUGGUGAUUACUUUUACAAUUACUUUACUCGUGGGCUUGAUAUCUUAUUUGAUGGGCAGACUCAUAAAAUCAAGAAGUUUGUUUUGCAUACUAAUUAUCCUGGUCACGCGGACUUCAACUCGUACAUAAAAUGCAAUUUUGUCAUCCAUGGCUCUGACGUUGAGGAAGUAAAUAAUUUUAAGAAUAAGAUCACUCCGAGCUCAAAGUGGGAGCAAGUAAAGGAGAUUCUUGGGGACUGUGGCCGAGCUGCUAUCCAGACACAAGGUUCUAUGAACAAUCCCUUUGGAUCUACUUUUGUCUAUGGUUAUCAAAAUAUUGCAUUUGAGGUAAUGAAGAAUGGGUAUGUUGCAACUGUAACUCUUUUCCAGUCGUGAUAAUUAUCAUCCGGUUUCCUCAGCUGCAUGUUGCUUCCAUGUCAGGAGCAAAUGGAUUUGUAUACACUACAGUUGUUGUGAAUCAGCAGCUACUGCCUGUGGACCUAAUCACGGUCGAAUCAAUGAUAAUUGUACAUUUAUGUAUAUAUUCUGUACAGUUUGGGUUAUUGUAGCUUGCAAUAUCAAUAUAUCCUAUAUAAUAUUUACUGGAGUUCCCGAACUGUGUUUCCAUUUGACUCCUGUAUACUUGAUACAGCAUGUUGCUUUCUUGCCGCUACAUUGAUACGAAAUUUCUCAUCAUAUUUUUCUGCUCU
Tripterygium wilfordii is the source of this 1713-nucleotide messenger RNA. Its product is annotated as UPF0183 protein At3g51130-like. The coding region runs from base 179 to 1399 and encodes 406 amino acids. Lineage: Eukaryota; Viridiplantae; Streptophyta; Magnoliopsida; Celastrales; Celastraceae. The transcript has 15 exons. The record is from RefSeq and is a predicted model, not a curated record.